AUGCAUACAGAGAAAUGCACAGUCUCCAAGAAACACUCGCUGGUCCUGGAUAAAACGUGUAACUGUAACCUGCAUGCGCGGCGCUGCCGGUUCAACAUGGAGCUGUACAAGCUGUCGGGGCGCAAGAGUGGCGGCGUGUGCAUGAACUGCAGACACAACACGGCGGGACGCCACUGCCACUACUGCAAGGAGGGCUUCUACCGGGACAUGGCCCGGCCCAUCACUCACAGACGCGCCUGCAAGGCGUGUGACUGCCACCCGGUGGGGGCUGCUGGUAAGACAUGUAACCAGACUACAGGCCAGUGCCCCUGCAAGGACGGAGUCACCGGCAUCACCUGCAACCGCUGCGCCAAGGGCUACCAGCAGAGCAGAUCACCUGUGGCCCCCUGCAUCAAGAUUCCAGUCAUCAGCCCCACAGCAGUUGUCAGCAGCAGCAGCACAGAAGCAGAAGAUCCUGCAGACUGUGAAUCUUACUGUAAACCAGUGAAGGGAAAUCUGAAGAUCAACAUGAAGAAGUACUGCAAGAAAGACUAUGCCGUGCAGGUGAACGUGCUGGACAUGCAGACGGUGGGCGACUGGGCCAAGUUCACCGUCAACGUGGUGUCCGUGUACAAGAGCCGCGGCGAGCCGCUCAAGCGCGGCGACAACCUGCUGUGGAUCCACAUGAAGGACCUGGCCUGCAAGUGCCCGCGCCUGCAGAUGAGCAAGCGCUUCCUGGUGCUGGGGACCAGCGAGGGCGCCACGGGCACGGGCACGGGCACGGGCAGCAACGCGGGCGCCGGCUCCGCGCCGGGCGUGGGCCUCCUCGCCGACAAGAACAGCCUGGUCAUCCAGUGGCGGGACGUGUGGACGCGGCGGCUGCGGAAAUUCCAGCGCAAGGAGAAGAAGGGCAAGUGCAGCAAGGCAUGAUGACCGCUGCCCUGACCGCUCGACCUUCAGACUGACCCCUACCCAUCCCCACAGUGACCUUUGACCUCCCUGCCCCCCCCCUUUCCCCUCCCUGGAGCACAUUUACAGAGACUGUAUGUACCCUGCCUGUGUGGGACCACUAUGUGUAUAUUGUAUUAUUAUUUGAACUCUCUGUUUCUUUUCUACUGGUCUGCCUUGUAAAGGGACCAUAAAAAAGGGGAAGACGUGUCCGCCACGACUCUCGACAACGACAGUCAAAUGUCCACUUUUGCUCUCCCCUAGUCCCACGUUUCAGUCCCUUAAAGACUUGACCCCACUCUUGUCCCCCCCCUCUAAGCCAACGCUGAUGGGCUAGUCUCAUCAAACGAUCACCGCACCCUGGAUGCAUGACCUUCCCGAGCCAGGGAUGCGAGCCGAGCUCUAAGCUACCUGAAGGAUGGAUUUCUGCACUCACACAAACCUGCUGGACACCUCCCCCCCCUACACCGACCAAUGAAACUGCACAACCUGCGUUCUACUGCCUCCUCCGCUGUUCACCUCCUGUUACCGUACUCACCUGAUCUCCACAGUGUCCUUCAAACUCUGCCCUCAUGAGUUCUCUCUCUCCCCCUCCCUCUCUCUCUCUAUCUCUCUCACUCCCUGUCUAUCUCUCUGUGAACCCUUCUCCAUCUAUUCGGCCUCCCCUGGUUCCUUGCGUAUUUAGAACCUUGUAUCUCUCUCUCUCUCUCUCUCUCUCUCUCUCUCUCUGUGUAUCUCUGUGUCCCUCUGUAUUUAUAGAACUCCAUGAGGCCUACAGCCUGGACUCCUCGUCCUCCACUGCUGCUUUUCAUCACUGGUGCUCUCUCUUUCUCUCUCUUUCUCUUCCUCUCUCUCUUUCCCUCUACCUCUCUCUCUCGCUAUCUCUCGCUGCCUGUUUCUGCAGCUGCUAACAGGCUGCUCAAUCACACACCAAACGCUCCACCCCCCCGUCACACUCAGGCCUGGCUAAGCGAUUCCUCCUUCUGGGUGAUGGAUGCCUCGGACAGAAGACAGGAACCUGAACUGUGAUUGGUUCCCUCUUCAGCAGAACAUCCAGGAAGAAAUGACAUCAUCCUCAGAUAGACAGACAGUGUGUUUUUUUUUAAAGACUGACUCUCUUCUCAAUAAGGUCUUCCAAUAGUGGUGCAUAUCAUAUAAACAUAUGAUUACAUGUGAUUCCUUCUAAUACUGCCUACUUUCUGAGUGCAUGAGUGAGUUUGUGUGCAUGACGCAUAAGGAUGUACAAACUUAAUGAUGAAUGGACACACACACACACACACACAUGCACACACACACAGCUAGGCUGGUCGGUCUGGAAAGUUUUUCCCGUGCCAUGUCUGCUCUCCCAGGAGAGGGUUUCUUUAUGUUUUUGUGUUUGAAUGUUUGUGGUUUGCUCUGGGCUCCGUCCGGCGGACAACAAGAGUUACGGCAGAGCCAAGCCGAGCCCAGCCGAGCGCCGCGUCGUCCAACGCGAGCGAACAUUCUGCUCCGAAGGAACCUUCCAGAAAUGCUCCCCCCCCCAACCCGCACCCCCCUCCCCCACCCCCACCACCACACCACCAUUCCCAAAAACCCACUCUGAAAUCUUUCCUUUCUUUCGUUGCCAGACUGCAUUUAAAUUGAAUCAUGUGGGGGGAGGGUGGAUGCCACCGCAAGAGCAGGAGGGAAAAGAGGGUGUAGCGCGAGCGUCUGUUUGCAUGUUUGCAUGUUUUCAUUAUGCUGCUCUCCGGCUCUCUGCUGAUUUAUUUCAAAUGCUCGUUGCCGCGUAAACAGAACCGCAGCGCCAGCCAAACCCACCGCUGCCACGGCAACCCCUGCAUGUCUCCACCGCACUGCGCUAGCUGCUAGCAUAGCGGCCUGUUUGGAUUGUCAUACUUCCAGCUCUCGUUCUCUCCCUCUCCCCCUCCAUUCUCUCUCUCUCCAUUCUCCCUCUCUCCCUCUCUCUCCCCAAAUGCCUAACUCCCAGUCUUCCUUUCCUGCUUUUCGUUCUCACCACAUCUCAUGCACUUUCUUCAUUUCUCCCCCCACACUCCCUUUGCCCCACAACUGCCUCACUCUAUCCCCAAAAGUCUCUCUCUCUCGCUCUCUCUUUGAGUCUCUGUUUUUGCCAGAAGCAGCCUGAUUGGGUGUCCUGUUUUCAUUUUCAGAAGGAAUGUAUAUGAAGUGAAAUGGCCCAGAUUGUAUAAUCCUGAUGCAAACCUGACACACACACACACACACACACACACACACACAUACACGCACAAGCCCAUGUGUUCACACACACACACACACACACACACACACACACACGCAUAUACACGUCAAUCCACAACAAAUAUACACACCCAUAUGCACUCAUGGAUAGUUUCAUGUUUGAGGUUAAAUGUGGGGAUCAAUGCUUUUGUUUCAUUUUACUUCAACCACAGUGUGUCUAAUUCAAUCAACCAUGAACACACACACACACACUCACAGACACACACAGACAUACUGUACACACUCACCUCUGUCCCAAAACUGGUGAUGCCAAAUCCACCCUGGAACCAAAGCUGGAUGAAUCUGAGUUUGUCCUGCUUUUUUCAACCAGCUGUGUUUUCUCCCAUUCCUGCAGAGUGUGUGUGUGUGGUGUGUGUGUGUGUUAUGAGAGAGAGAGAGCGAAAGAGUCCUUUUAAAAACUGAAUUCUCCAUGUUAGGCAUUUAAUAACUUGUGUAGCAUAUUAUUACUGAAAAUGUCCACACAAAUUAUACGUGUCUUUGCAUGACUUUGUAUUGCUGUUAUUAUCGCUAUGCGUAUGAAUGUCACAUUCAAUGUUGAACAUAUUUGGAAAAGGUUCUUUACUUUGCUCUUGAUGUAGAAUUCUCUCUGGUCACAAGAACCCUUUUAUCCUCAAAUGGUUCUACAUCAGAUCCCCAUCUGGCUCCACUUAGAGCUGAAAGGCUAUGCUUGGCACUGGGCUGGUGGCUCCUAGCAGAGGUGCAGGAAUGGUUCGACUCACACACAAUUUGGUGUGUGUGUGUGUGUGUGUGUGUGUGUGUGUGUGUGUGUGUGUGUGUGUGUGCCUGUGUGUAAGUGUGUCAGAGGAGACAAGGCUUCUGUGUAUAGGUUUGCCGGCUCAGGAUGCUUUGGACGGGAAGUUGACAGCUUCUGACCGUAACGGGAGUGUGUGUCUGUGUGUGUGUGUGUGUGUGUGUGUGUGUAUUAGGUCUGCUGUGUGAAUAAAGCACAUUCUGCUGUGAGAGUUGAGAGAGGACAGUGUGGUGUAUAGGUGUGUGAGCACCGAGUAGAAAGCGGGUCCUCUUGAACACUAGUGUGUAUUUCUGGGUAUGUGUCUGUGUGUGUGUGUGUGUGUGUGUGUGUGUGUGUGUGCAUGUGUGUGCCAUGCAGGUGUUUCUCUGUAACACUCUCGUCUCUUAAACACCGCUGAGGUUUCGCCAAACACCAACAUAUCCGUUCAAGGUUUCCAUGGUGACCGGCGGGUACAAACUGCUGUUAUUUGGAGUCGGGUGUGAGCCAGUGUUGCUUUAACAAGCGUCUCUCGCUCACUCCUCUUUCGUUGUCCACAGGUGUGUGUUUGUGUGUGUGUGCAUGUAUGUGUGUGUGUGUGUGUGUGUGCGCGCGUGCAUGUGUCCAUGUGUGAGUGUGUGUUCGUGCUCACGCCUCGUUAAACUACGGAAGGCGAGCUGCACGCGAGCCGGGACUGAAAAGAGCAUUACAUCAAAAGUGUUCAAAGAACAUUGUGCUUGGUGUUGGUAUGUGUGUGUGUGUGUGUGUGUGUGUGUGUGUGUGUGUGUGUGUGUGUGUGUGUGAGAGAGAGAGAGAGAGAGAGAGAGAGAGAGCUCUUUGAGUUUAUGGGUGUUCCCUCUAAUCAGACCGAGCUCAAAUAUUCUGAACGCAAACUUCACACGUCCCACAUGGUUAAAGUCUGUCGCUUUCUCUCUCUGUCUCGCACACACACAGACCAAGACCCACACACACACACACACACAGUUGGCAGACCCACUCCAGUCUGGGUUUAUGCAUCCCCGAUGGUAAUCUGGAGUGUACUAAUGAUGUAAAUAGGACUAGUGGCCGCACGCUAACGUUCCUGCCCUCCUCUCUGUGGUGUGGUGCGAGUGGUGAAGUGGACAGCUCUGGACUUUCCAGAUCAGGGUCCAGGAGAGGCCCGGGGAGAGGGUCAGAGAGGAGCUCUGAACUGCCCAUCCCUCUCUCUCUCUCUCCCUCCCUCUUUCUCUCUCUCCCUCUUUCUCUACCCCGUAUUCCAUCUUUCCUGCGGACAGAAACAAUGAGCGACGAGCAAAAGCUACGGUGUCUCAAGAGGGACAUGUGUCCAUCGGCCUUGUGUGGAGAGCACAGUUGUGCUGGCCUUACUCCUUGUGUCUCAUUCUCAUGCAUUCUCUGUAUGUGUCACUCAGACGCAAUGACCACUGACUUUUUAAUCGUAAAUGGAAAUAAAUUAUUAG
Messenger RNA from Sardina pilchardus (European sardine), 5367 nucleotides. Its product is annotated as netrin-3-like. The record is from RefSeq and is a predicted model, not a curated record. Gene Ontology annotation, biological process: tissue development; animal organ morphogenesis; dendrite development. Gene Ontology annotation, cellular component: basement membrane. The coding region runs from base 1 to 909 and encodes 302 amino acids. The transcript has 6 exons. Gene Ontology annotation, molecular function: signaling receptor binding. NCBI's taxonomy places the organism in Eukaryota, Metazoa, Chordata, Actinopteri, Clupeiformes, Clupeidae.